AUGCCACCGAAGAAAGAUGCAUUCGCCGACUUGUUCCUGAGCGCUAGUGGGUCGAAACCUAAGGCAUCCAUGAACCAACAGCAAGCCCAUAGACAAAAUUCACCAUUGAAUGGCCAAAAUGGUAGCAAUGGUAUUGGUAACGGUGGUAGUAACAUGUGGGGUGGUUUGGACAUGCUUGGGCUGAAAAACACCUCGCUGACCUCAAUUACCAAUCACAAUUCAUCUAGCUUUCUGACACCUCGUCAAUCUUCGCCCUUGCCUCAUUUGGUUCCACAGCAGAAACAGCAACUGGCAGCUGUACAAACUAAGACUAGCGAUCUCUGGGAUGACUUUCUCACUAACGACCGACCUGCCGCUCCACAAAAUGCUCCUGCUUCUCGCCCAACGUCACACUCAAAUUCUGUAAACAGUACCUCCUUAAACUUGUUGGAUGAUGAUUUUACUGAUGCCUACGUGGAGGUUCCCAAAGCUGCCAAGAAGCAACAGGAGCCAGCGGUAAGACCGUCAUCCAGGCCAGCAAAUGACUCUGCUUCAUUUGCCUCACCCUCACCUCAAUCAAAUACAUCGCCGGCGUUAUCGAAACAGUCAACCUCAAGUAACCGUGACAGAGUGCUAGCAGAACUUAUAGAUAUUGGCUUUCCCGUGGAUGUUUCCAACAGGGCUAUUGAUAAUGUUGGGCCAGACGUCCAAAAAUGUGUAAAUUUCAUUAUGGGAGGUGGUGAACCAAAGACUAAUUCGGGGAGUCGUCAGGAUACAGGUUCUGUGUCUCCUAUGAACUUUGAAGCAAUAUCGUCUGAUUUAUUUUCCAAAGCAUCAUCUUUUCUUUCUAAGGGGAGGGAAACUGUUUUGAAGAACAUCGAACAAUUUCAGCAACCCAAGGGAGAUACUAGCCGCCCUGCUUGGAUGAAGAAUAGUGAAAGGUAUAAGGAAUGGUUGGUAAACGGAGAAGAAGAUUUAGGAGAACGAGAAAGGUUGGAGAAGGUAAAGCCUUCCAGACGUACAAGAGAGGAAUUGACUACUCCAGAUCUACCAAGAAGACCAACGAGGCAACUGAGCAGUAAAGUUUCAGCUCCUACACUGAGAAUUCAAUCUCCAAUCAAGGCUCCUACUCCAUCUGUAAGUGGAUCUUCUAGAAGCUCUUUCAAUUCACCACCCGUUUCCGAGCAGGCAAGGCCAAAUACUUCAAACACUCCAGCUAUUACUUCGCCAUCACCACCAGUUGAAGAAUUUGAUCUUUUGGGCUUUAAUGAAGGCUCUAGUCAAAAUCAGAACCAGAGACUUGAUCAAUUCUUACAAGUGGAUUACGACAAAUUUAAGAAGUUAGCAACAUCUUCAUUUACUAAUGGGGAUUACGACGUAGCAUUAACGAACUAUAGAAAGUGUUUGGACAUCUUACCUUCUGAAUUUGACGAAAGAAUUGUUAUUUUCAGUAAUUUAGCUGUUACCUUGACGAAGAUUGGAAACUACAAACAAGCAAGGACAUACUGUGAAAGUGGAUUGACAAUGAUACCGGAUUCUAGAAUCGCAGAUCUUCAAUGGAAAAUAUAUGAUAAGCCUAUCAAAACUUGGUAUUUAAAACUUUUACUGAGGAAAGCCGAGAGUUUAGAGCAGCUAGAACUAUACCCUGAAGCUUUGAAAAGUUAUCUUGAUUUGAUAAAAUUAGGGAUGAAUGAUAGGAAGAUUAUGGACGGUAAGAGGAGGGUCGAUAAUAUUGUGAAUCCAAAGAAGAAUCCACCUACUCAAGCACCUUCUGCACCAAAGGUCACAAGAGCCACUGCUCCUUCUGUGAAUGCAAAGAAAGUCUCCGAACAAUUCGAUAAGCAAAAGAAGGAAGAAGAUGAAAAGUUCAAGUUGCAUGACGAAAUACACGGCUUAAUUACUCAAUGGAGCAGUGGAAAAGAAGACAACCUCAGGACAUUAUUGGUUGGAUUGCCCGACGUGGUUCCCAACCACUUGAAUUUCAAUUUUAUUAAUAAAAGAAUAACUAUUAAUGAUAUUAUGUUACCAAAGAAGGUGAAGAUUAAUUAUAUGAAGGUUAUCAGUUCAAUUCACCCAGAUAAGUUAGGGAAUUUAGAACUCCGGGAUAAAAUGAUCUGUCAAGGAGUCUUUAUUGUUUUAAAUAAAGCGUGGGAUUCAUUCAGAGAAAAGGAAUUAUAA
Messenger RNA from Dujonia railenensis, 2157 nucleotides. Lineage: Eukaryota; Fungi; Ascomycota; Pichiomycetes; Serinales; Debaryomycetaceae. The record is from the annotation of a GenBank genome assembly.